AUGGUUGACCCUUCAGAGUCCGAAGACCAGGGCAAGUGCAAAGGCCCGCCGCUCGACAGGCCCGCGGAGGCCACAGAAGCCCCCCGGCUGCCCGAACAGGGCGAGGACAUGGCGACGGAGGGGCAAGGGGAGGGCGGCUUCGAGACGCCGCCCACCGGCAGCUCCGAGCCGAGCCCCUGCCGCGCCGCGGCCUCGUCGGCGCCAGGUGUUGACCCUCAGGGCAGCCCCGCUCAGCUGCCCGCGACGCAGCCCGACAGGGAGCCCUCGCCGAAGCUGCACCUGGAUCUGUACAACUUCGACUCGCCGGCCGCGGAGGGCAGCCGCUACGUGCUGACGAGCCCCCGGUCCCUGGAGGCCUGCGCUCGAUGCGGCGUGAAGCCCGUGGAGCUCCUGCCGCGCUCGCUGGCCGACUUCGCCCGCGAGGCCCCGGGUCGCUCCAUGCGUGUGGCCACAGGGCUGUUCGAGGUUUACGAGCGGGACCGGCACGCCAAGCUCAGGCAGUGCCGAGAUGAACGGGAGAGGAUCGUCCGGGAGGAGAAGAGACGGAUCUUGCAGGCUGCGGUCAACGGCAACAACAGCGCCGCGUCCUGCUCGGCGGAGCAGCCUCCCAAAGUCACCUCUGCCUCAAGCCAGCCAUCUAGCACAGAGCCUGUGACCUCUAGCUCGGCGCCCGAUUCUGGAGCUUCCCCUCAGGGCACGGCAUCGGGUCCAACCUCGAAAACCGGCACAACUCGUUUAUCUAAAGCUUCCCCCUCAAGCCUUAGUCCCUCCCAUAAAGCUGCCCUCACCGGACCGACUCCGUUCUCAAAAAGCGGUUCGAUGAGCUCAGCAGCAUCCUCAAAGCCCGGGUCCUCGCAAGUGGUCUCACCUGCCCCCCCACCGGUCGCGAGGAAAUCCUCUGGCGGUAAAACCUCGAACACCUUCCCCAGGUCGACGCCGAAGCCGCCGUCUUUUCCCAGAGCCAACUCCACACUGACGCCCUCGGCGCCGAGGCCGGUGGCUCAGAGCCCCGGCACACCUCUAAAUGGCUUAACGGGGAGGCCCUUAUCUCAGCUCAACGGCCACCUCGGGUCCGGGGUGCGAGGUAAAAGCCAUUCGCUGGAAUCCCUGCAGCGGAGGACGGACACGGUCUGCUCCUCCGCCUCAAACACCACCACCACUACGACGUGCACGUCCUCCGAGUCGGGCGCCUCCUCCUCCUCCUACGGCUGGGACGGCACGCGUGACCACUGGGCCAAGGUGGCCAGCCCGCGCGCUCGCACGCUGGCCACCUUCAACUCCCUGAUGGGCCGCAGCCUGAGCCUGGGUGACCUCAGCCACUCCCCUCAGACCACGCAGAAGGUGGAGCGCAUAGUCAAGGAGGUGAAACGGCGGGGACUGAAGGCAGUGCCAGAGCGCGACCGUAAGAUCGCAGCCCUGAUGCUGGCCAGGUACCAGGAGGAGGACAUCAUGAGCCAGACACGGUACGUGGCCCACCUCCAGUGGGACAGCGAGCGGCGCAUGGAGGAGCUGCGGCGAGAGCAGGAGGAGAGGGAGAAGCAGCGUGCCGUGCUGCAGUGCCAGCGGGCCUGGCAGUCACAGGUGUCGACCCGCCAGCGCCUCCUCAGCCUGCAGGAGCGAGAGUCGGCAGCCGCCAAAAUGCGACAGGCAGAAGAGAAUGAGGAGCGUUGGAGGGAGCUGGCAGAGCAGCAGGAGCGCAGUCGCCUGCAGAGGCUGCAGCAGGCGGCCCGCGAGGAGGCGCAGAAAAAAGCCGUACAGGAGCAGAACCUCAGGGCCCUGGAGGACGACCGGGCGGCCAUCCUGGAGCAGGAGAGGCUGCUGCUGAAAGAGAAGCUGACCAUGGCGGAGCUGAAGCGGCAGGAGAAGGAGCACCAGGCCCAGGAGGAGAGGCGGGGCCUGAACCGGGCGGAGAGGAGACGCCAUGCCGCCCUGAUACGGGAGAUCUCCCGGCGCGAGGAGGAGGAGAGGGAGGAGGCCAGGAGGGUGGCUGAGAAGAAGCUGAGCCGCUCGCUGGAGAACUACGAGCAGAUAGUGGAGCGGAGAGGGCAGGAGCUGAAGGAGAAGGCCCGGCGUGAGGAGAAGCAGAUACUGAAGGCACGCAGGGCGGCCGAGCGGCGGGAGCGGCAGCAGCAGCAGCAGGUGGAGGCGCGUGCGAAGGAGGCGGAGAAACGAUCCCAGCAGGCAGCUCUGGUGGCCGAGGAGAGGGCCAAGGAGAAGGCCCAGCGGGCCGUCCAGAGCCGGCAGGAGAAGGAGCGGUUGCAGAAGCUCAACCGGCAGCGCGUGGAGGAGGAGGAGAAGCAGAGGCGGCUGGAGCUCCUCCAGUCCAUCGAGAGGAAGCUGGAAAAGAGCGAGCAGAUCUUCAAAGAGAAGCGUGCGGUGCUGGAGAGCGCCCGCUCGGUGGCCCGGGCCUCCUUCCACGUGAGGGACAGGGUGCGGGAAGAGACCAAUAUGCGCACCUUCGAUAAGAUGGCCCUGGAGGCCCAGCUGAAAGCCAGCCUGGACGAGAAGUGUGGGCCUGAGAGCCGAAGCCGAAUGAAAAGAGUCAUUGUUUGA
This is a messenger RNA of Lampris incognitus (smalleye Pacific opah), 2553 nucleotides long. RefSeq names its product coiled-coil domain containing 177 (gene ccdc177). Bases 1 to 2553 code for a protein of 850 amino acids. NCBI's taxonomy places the organism in Eukaryota, Metazoa, Chordata, Actinopteri, Lampriformes, Lampridae. The transcript is spliced from 2 exons. The record is from RefSeq and is a predicted model, not a curated record.